AUGUCUGAUAUGCGCUUAGUCAUUUCAUCUGGGGAAUCUGCAACUACCACUGUUUCUGUAGCUGCUUCAACGACGACCCUCAAGGCUGAAACAACGACUGCUAGUUCGGCCGAUCUCUCGAUUACAGUCACUUCUACCGUUGAAGAUGAGACGACAACCGAGGCUGCAGAGACAGCUACUACUACCGAAGUAUCAAUGACUCUCGAUUUGUCAACUACGCUUGAAAAAGUUGGCACUGUAGAGCCCACCAGGACUGCCGAAGCUACAAGCACUGCGGCCUCUGCUGAGACAGCAACGGCUUAUGCUUCCACCACAACCGCAGAUGCCUUUGAACCAAUCCCAACAUUCGACAUCCUCGCCAUCGGCGCUCAAGUUGACGGCCAAAAGCUCCGCGGCCACGUAACAACAGACUACGAAAUGGGAUGGAACCUCGAUCGCACGCCCCCGAUCCUCGCCUUCUCCAUCGCCCCGGACACAAAUCAGGUCAAAGAAGUCAACGGAAACUCCCUCUGUCUUCAAUACUGCAACAGCAACACCAACCACCCCAGCUUUAUCAAACUUUGCGACGCCUGUACCGUCACGAGUAUCAAUAAUGGAGUUGCUAUGGUUACGUGUGAACAGACUCGCGAUCGCAGGUUGAAGUGUUCAGUUCCAGCUGCGCAGUGCGCGGAGGAUGAUUUUACGAGGAUGAUUGUUUGUUCGGCGGUCUCUGGAACGUUUACGGGAUUUUAUACGUAUUGUGGUAUGACGACGGGUAUUACUCUUGUGAUGGGGCCAAAAAGUAAUGGUCCUACUGCCGAUACGUUCCAGCCUGUUGAUCUUGGAAUUGAACCUGCUUCCGAGUAA
Molecule: messenger RNA, 846 nt
Organism: Fusarium redolens
Lineage: Eukaryota; Fungi; Ascomycota; Sordariomycetes; Hypocreales; Nectriaceae
Exons: 1
Coding region: 1-846 (281 amino acids)
Source: RefSeq, a predicted model, not a curated record